AUGACAUUGCUUCGCCACCACCUCCACGAGAGUCUUAAGAAUGAGUAUUUGACCGUGGAAGAUCCAGUCGUUCUUUGGAGCGAUCUGAAAGAAAGGUAUGAACACCAGAAAACGGUGAUUCUACCAAGAGCCCGGUAUGAUUGGGUGCAGUUAAGGCUUCAAGACUAUAAGUCUGUAAGUGAGUACAACUCCGCCUUGCAUCUAAUAGCCUCUAAAUUGGCACUAUGUGGUGAAAAGGUCACGGAAGAGGAUAAGUUAGAGAAGACUUUCUCUACCUUCCAUGCCAAUAAUGUGUUAUUACAAACACAAUACCGUGAGAAAGGGUUUACGAGGUAUUCCCAAUUAAUUUCAUGCCUUCUUGUGGCUGAAGAGCAAAACCAGUUGCUGCUGAAAAAUCACGGUUUGCGUCCAACCGGAUCUGCCCCGCUCCCCGAAGCGAACACGGCAUCAUUCGGUAGGAAAGAGCAUAACAGUGCCAAUAACUAUGGUCGUGGACGUGGAUAUCAACGUGGUCGCGGUCGCGGCCGUGGUCGUCGACACGAGUAUGGUCGAGGCCGAGGAGUAUCUUUUAAGAACUCUUCUAAGAAGUGGACUGGUAACAAACAAGAGAAAUCUCCAAGUGUUUGUCAUCGAUGUGGAGGAGAUGACCAUUGGGCUAAGAGAUGCCGGACACCAAAACACCUUGUUGAUCUUUAUCAACAAUCCCUAAAGCAAAAGGGCAAGAAGGUGGAAGCAAACUUGGUGUUUGAAGAUGGCGAAGAGGAUUUUGGUCAUGAUGGUGUUACUCACAUGGAAACUUCUGACUUCCUUGAGGAGUAG
Molecule: messenger RNA, 819 nt
Organism: Capsella rubella
Lineage: Eukaryota; Viridiplantae; Streptophyta; Magnoliopsida; Brassicales; Brassicaceae
Exons: 1
Coding region: 1-819 (272 amino acids)
Source: RefSeq, a predicted model, not a curated record